Messenger RNA from Ramularia collo-cygni, 813 nucleotides. RefSeq names its product related to pirin. The record is from RefSeq and is a predicted model, not a curated record. The transcript has a single exon. Lineage: Eukaryota; Fungi; Ascomycota; Dothideomycetes; Mycosphaerellales; Mycosphaerellaceae. Bases 1 to 813 code for a protein of 270 amino acids.
AUGGCAACGCACAAUGGAACAACCUCUCCAAACCUCCAAAUCACCAAACGCCCCUGGAACCAACGAGGCCACGCAGACCACGGCUGGCUCUACACCUUCCACACCUUCUCCUUCGCAUCCUACCACGACCCCUCCCACCAAGCCUACGGUCCCCUACGCGUAAUCAACGAAGACCGCGUCUCCCGCGGCACAGGUUUCGGCACCCACUCGCACUCUGAAUUCGGAAUUUGGUCCUACAUCAUCAGCGGCGAACUCGAACACAAAGAUUCCAUGGGCAAUCUCGAGAAACUUCGUCGCGGAGAAGUGCAAUUCACUAAUGCCGGGACGGGGAUUCGUCAUUCGGAAUAUAAUCGGAAUGAAGAGGAAGAUGUGCAUUUUUUGCAAAUUUGGAGUACGCUGAAUAAGAGGGGUUUGAAACCUAGUUAUUGUACGAGAAAGUAUACGGAUGAGAUGAAGAGGGAUGGGUUGGUGAGGAUUGUGGAGAGUGAGGAGAGGCAUAGUGGGAGGGAUUCUCCUGAGGAACCGAUUGAGAUUUAUGCGGAUUUGAGUAUGUCGGCUUCGAUUCUGUCGCCGGGAAGAAAAGUGGAACAUGAACUUGUUAAGGAGGGUAAGAGGGAGGUGUAUUUGCAUGUCAUCAUGUCGGAUCGUAAGCAGCCGAAGAGUGGCGGGGCGAAGAUCAGGAUUGGGGAUGUUGAGUUGGGAGAAGGUGAUGGUGCGUAUGUUAGAGGAGCAGCAGGGCCUGGGAAAAUUGCUGUGGAAAGUGUGGGAGAUAAACCGGCUGAGUUUUUGUUGUUUGAUAUGGGCCAGUCGUAG